Molecule: messenger RNA, 939 nt
Organism: Exophiala dermatitidis NIH/UT8656
Lineage: Eukaryota; Fungi; Ascomycota; Eurotiomycetes; Chaetothyriales; Herpotrichiellaceae
Exons: 3
Coding region: 1-939 (312 amino acids)
Source: RefSeq, a predicted model, not a curated record
AUGUCUGAACGCAGUCUCGCCGACCUGGGGUCUAAACUCUUCAACCCAAAAAUUGAGUUCCGACCACGGAUCCUCGACACAGCCAAACGAGUCCGCGGCGUGCUUGACGGACAAUUCAUAUUCGACACGACAUCAGCAAAACUAGUCUGGGAAAUCCCGUAUUAUCCCCAAUACUGGAUCCCCAAGACGGAUUUUUUGGACGCCGCCACAUUUACUGAAGACAAGCCGAUUUCGGGGAUCCAGUCGUCAACGAGCAAGCUUAGCGUGAAGCGGGGAGGCGGCAACAGCAACAGCACCAGCAAGUCUGUCCACACACUCCUGGUUCCAGACUCAUUCAACUCCGAACUGGCAGGCUACGUCAAAAUCGACUUCAAGGCCCUGGACGCAUGGUACGAAGAACAGUCCCUGGUACUGUACCAUCCCAAAGACCCGUUCCACCGCGUCGACAUCUUGCCGUCCGGCAGACAUGUGCGGGUCGAAUUGGACGGAGUCGUGCUCGCAGACACGACUGAUCAGGGCGGCGUCAUGUCGCUGUGGGAAACGAAUUUUCCGGCACGCUGGUAUUUGCCCCAGACGGCUGUGAGGUGGGAGUAUUUGACUCCGAGUGCCACGAAGACGGGGUGUCCGUAUAAAGGGGAGGCGAGCUAUUAUAAUGCCGUGAUUGACGGGCGGGAAACAAAGGAUGUUGUUUGGUGGUAUCCGAAUCCCACGCUGGAGAGUGGGUUGAUUAGGGGGAUGUUGUGCUUUUAUCCUGAUAAAGUUGAUACGUGGGUUGAUGGGAAGAGGAUUGAGAAGAUUGGGAUGCCGAAUAUUAAGAAAGUUGUGGACGAGGAGGAUAGGAAGAGGCAGGAGAAUAACAUGAAGUGUUGGAGUGCUGGCAACGACAGGGACGAGGAGGACGCCGACCACCAUCACCACCACGAGGCGGUGUUGAUCUGA